This is a messenger RNA of Neodiprion fabricii, 2140 nucleotides long. Its product is annotated as spliceosome-associated protein CWC27 homolog. Lineage: Eukaryota; Metazoa; Arthropoda; Insecta; Hymenoptera; Diprionidae. Bases 97 to 1632 code for a protein of 511 amino acids. The transcript is spliced from 8 exons. Gene Ontology annotation, biological process: protein peptidyl-prolyl isomerization. Gene Ontology annotation, cellular component: catalytic step 2 spliceosome. The record is from RefSeq and is a predicted model, not a curated record. Gene Ontology annotation, molecular function: peptidyl-prolyl cis-trans isomerase activity.
UCCAUCUGUUCCUGUAUGGAAAUAUGAAAGGUCUAUAAAUUACUAGACACUAAAGUUUUCAAAUAUUUUUGCAUAUGUUGAAGAUAUUUGACCACUAUGAGUAACAUAUACAUACAAGAGCCGCCUACAACAGGGAAGGUGAUACUGCAGACCACUGUUGGCGAAAUAGACUUAGAAUUAUGGACUAAGGAGGCACCAAAAGCUUGUAGAAACUUCAUACAGCUUUGUUUGGAAGGUUAUUACGAUGGCACAAUUUUUCAUAGAGUUGAAAAAGGUUUUAUUAUACAAGGUGGCGAUCCCACGGGGACUGGGGAGGGUGGCGAGAGUAUAUACAAUGGUCCGUUCAAGGAUGAGUUUCACAGCAGAUUACGUUUCUGUCGGAGAGGCUUGCUUGCAAUGGCGAAUGCAGGAAAAGAUGAUAACGGUUCUCAGUUUUUUUUCACACUGGCAGCAACUCCUGAAUUGCAAAAUAAACACACGAUAUUUGGUAAAGUUACAGGAGAGACAAUUUACAACAUGCUCAAACUUGAGGACACAUUGGUCGAUGAGAACGAUCGUCCAUUGUAUCCGCAAAAAAUUGUUAAAACAGAGGUUUUAAAUAAUCCAUUUACCGACAUCGAGCCUCGAGUUGAACCCAAACAAGUUGGGGCAGAAAAGCUGCAAAAGAAAGAGAAAAAAUCUGGCGUGAAAAAUUUCAAACUUCUGUCUUUUGGAGAGGAAGCGGAGGAAGAUGAAGAGGAAUCUGUUGUUUUGAGCAAACAGUUUAGCACCAAGGGAAAAUCAGCUCAUGAUAAUUUGGCCGAUCCUAAGCUUAGUUCAGAGCUUGCUAUAGACAAUGGUGAACCGUCUAGUAAAAAGAUGAAAGGAGAUGAGGAUAGUGAUUCGGAGAGUGCAACCGAAGAAAAAUCACUCGAUGAGAUUGCCAAUCUGAGUAAAGAAAAGCAAGCUAUGAGAGAAAGGAUAAAAAACAAGUUAAAAGACGCUAAAAGUACAUCAGAUAAUAAGAAACCAAAAGAUCGGAAGAUCGAUGAAGUUCAGAACAUCGACAAUAAUGCUGAGCCCGAAGAAGAAGCUUAUUACUUGGGCAAAGAUCGUGAUGAAGAACGAAAGAAAAAAGCUGAGGAGAUACGAAAGGAAAUUCGAGACUUGAAACGCGACGUCAGAAGUGAAAAAAAAGCAAAAGAAGAGGAAGCCAAGAUACAGGUGGAGAAAGAACAGGAGAAGGAAAAGAAAUCUAGCGUUUUAAGGGAGUACAUAGAAACCCAGGAGAAGUACAAGGAAGCUAAAUCGAAAUUGCCAAAAAAAGGCGCAUCCCGAGAAAAUUUCACUCUGCAGCUAUUACAAAAGUUUCGAAGUAAGCUACAAAGCGCUAAGGAACAGGUUGAGGAGUCAACUGAAGUCGCGGAAAAGAAGAAAAAACCAGAUAACCAAGACGAUGACGGUUUUGACGACGAGAAAUGGAUGGCGCACACUUUACGGUUCGAGGAAAAAACGCCAGUUUUGGCUAAAGACGCUAGUACAAAGGCCGACGAUUGGUUCGAGAUUUAUGAUCCGAGAAAUCCGUUGAACAAAAGAAGACGCGGUGAGAAAACACCAAAAUUGAAAGACGGUGAACACUCUCGGCAUAAAUAAUAACUAUAAAACGCUAACGAACCGUAUAGACUUCCAAAAAAGUGUCGUUUUCAAAAUUGACAACCAGUUUCCAUUGAUCUUGAUUAUAAAUUCCAAAACUGUUACAAAUCGAAUAAGCGUCAUCCAUUUAAUGCAAAUCUGAUUCAACAUUCGCAAUUCGACAACCUAAACACAGGAUUUGACUACAAAUUACAAAUGGCAUUCGCUAAAUGUAAUAUUUUCUUUAUAUGUAUACAUACUUACUCUACAAGCAACUUACAGUGUACAUAAUUCCGCUACCAGUUCCCGGUAGCGCAAAUAUUCAGUUUUAAUUCAGGUAAAGCGGUGUAUUAUUAAAUUAUUCUGGUGGAAAUAUUUGCAUCGCAACAUCUAUUUGCAAUCUUUGCACUUAAAACGGGAUGAUAAUCAAACGGUGUACAAAUGAUAUAGUAUACGAUCAUGUAUCGAUAACUCUAAUCCAAUGAAUAAAUUAAUUCUUUUUUCUAGAGGUACAUUUCAUGUCGGAUAC